Myxocyprinus asiaticus (Chinese sucker) is the source of this 4197-nucleotide messenger RNA. Its product is annotated as integral membrane protein GPR155-like. NCBI's taxonomy places the organism in Eukaryota, Metazoa, Chordata, Actinopteri, Cypriniformes, Catostomidae. The record is from RefSeq and is a predicted model, not a curated record. The transcript has 17 exons. Gene Ontology annotation, cellular component: membrane. Bases 332 to 2785 code for a protein of 817 amino acids. Gene Ontology annotation, biological process: transmembrane transport; intracellular signal transduction.
AUUGGAGAGAUGAACUUCAUGAUGCGUGUAGGAUCAAUUCACUGCAGCCUUGUGUGUUUACUAUGAGAUAACAAGACUUUACCACACACACGGAGCAGAGGCGUUGCGGAAGAAUAGGAAUAGAUGUGAGAUCGCGGUUCAUGUUGAGACAUUAUGAGUGAAAGUGUGUUUGUGAGUUUAACACAAACCGGCGGUUCGGAUCAACGCAACCGUGCGCGAUUUCCAGGAAUCGGCUGAUCCGUUACACCCCGACAUCUUUUACCAGUGUUAAAUUACUUGACAAUUGUUGACCCAUCCACACUGCUAUGAGGGACAUUUGAUCAAGCACAGGAUGGAUCAUUCGGUCAAUAUCUCCAUCUCCACCAGCUGGGAUGGAUCCCCCACUGUCCCACCACCCAGCAUGUCCAUAGAUAAACUAUUCCCAGCUCUGCUUGAAUGUUUUGGGAUCAUACUCUGUGGAUAUGUCGCCGGCCGUGCAAACAUUAUCACGGCUACACAAGCCAAAGGACUGGGCAACUUUGUGUCCAAGUUUGCGCUGCCUGCUCUGCUGUUCAAAAACAUGGUGCUGCUGGACUUUGGAGAUGUAAUCUGGCCGUUUUUCUUCAGUAUUCUGGUGGCUAAAGUGACUGUGUUCUUUUUUGUAAGUGUAUUCACACUUCUGGUGGCAAACAGAGAGAGGCGCUUCUCCAAAGCCGGACUGUUCUCUAUAUUUGCCACACAGAGUAAUGACUUCGCUCUGGGAUUCCCCAUAGUCAAAGCUCUGUACCGAAACACCCAUCCUGAGUAUCUGCAGUACAUCUACCUGGUGGCUCCUGUCUCCCUCAUGGUCUUAAACCCGCUGGGCUUUGCUUUCUGUGAGGUGCAGAGAUGGAGGACUGGUGAACCUCACCAGCACAGCAAGCUGCAUGUGCUGGGUUUGGUGGUCCUUCAAGUUUUCAAGAAUCCUAUUGUGUUUAUGGUGGUGAUCGGAGUCAUUUCUCACUUCCUGCUGGGCCAGAAAAUCCCACCCUUCAUGGAGGAUUUUUUAGAUGGUCUGGCUAACUCAUUUGGAGGAGCAGCGCUGUUUUAUCUUGGUCUGUCCAUGGUGGGUCAGCUGAAGAAGCUCACUCGCUCUACUGUAGUGGCUCUUAUUCUACUCACCACUGCAAAACUGCUGGUGAUGCCUCUGAUCUGUCGAGGGAUGGUUGAGUUUUUGGACUGUGGAAACACCAGCUCAAUGAACCACACCAGUCUGUCAAACUACGCCUUCCUGUAUGGAGUUUUCCCUACAGCUCCUAGUGUGGCCAUAUAUGCAUCCCAUUACAAUAUGGAGCUGGAAGUGGUGACCUCAGGUAUGGUGAUCAGCACAUUUCUCUCUGCUCCCAUCAUGUAUGUGUCUGCCUGGCUGUUGACAAUCCCAUGGAUGGACCCGACGCCGCUAGCAUCAGCGCUACAGAACGUGAGCUUCAACAUCAGCAUUAUCAGCCUCUUUGCUCUGGUGUGGAGUGUUGCAGUCAUGCUACUAAGCAGGAAGUUUCGCAGAAUUCCACAUAUUUUCACCAUAAAUUUGUUGGUGGCACAGUUACUGGCGUGUGUGGGUAUGAUAGUGUGGAACUUUGUAGCAGAGCAGGACAACUUUCUAGGUCAGGUGUUGACCUUUACCCUACUGUACGGCUCUCUCUACAGCACAUAUAUUUGGCCUGGUCUGAUCGCUCUGUCUCUGCUCCUGCUGAGGAGGAAUGAGGAGGUGCAGGUCAGGCCUGGGCUCCUUCUGAUCACUGGCUGGGGUAUUCCUGUGCUGGCCUUGAGUGUCCUUCUCCUAUCAGGGGAAAGAAUGCCAAACACAAUCGACUCAGCAUUCUUUUAUGGAAGUAAACAGGUGAUGUGCACAUCUGUGGUGUUGUUUGUGAGUAUCGUGGUGUGCGGGGUCUCUCUCACUUUACUCAGCAGAGGCACACAGGACUAUCACACACUUGAACACAGAUCAUUUUCUGGUAGUGAGGAGGAUCUGAGACCGUCCUGUGACACAAACACACAGAGCACUAUUGAGCAGCCUUCCACCGCAGGCAGCAUCAAUGCAGAGUGUCAGAUGUGUGAGUGCGAGUGUGCUCGUAGGCAGCCCAUGCCUGACAUGAUCACCAGCACCAAUCCCAUAGAGGAAGCAUCCAUAAAAACAGGUCAAUGUAGUCAGCGAUGUGUAUCCACACACUGUUUGUUGGUUGAAGAGGAGCAGAAGCAGUCAGACAGACAGAACACAGACAUACAGUCAACCAGACAUGUGCUUGUGUGUCUGUUACUCAGUGUCAGUCUGCUCGCUAAUCUCUCCAGCUGUCUCUGGUGGCUGUUUAAUAAAGUUCCCGGCCGGCUGUACCUGGAGCUGCAGUUCUUCUGUGUUGUGGCAAAUUACGGGCAGGGUUUCAUUUCAUUUGCAUUUUUCGGCCUUGAUAAGCAUUUAAUCAUCUCUCCAUUCAAAAAAAGGUUGAUGAGCCUGUGGCAGGGUUGGGGUCAGGGGGUCACAGGCUCUGCUGGUUCAGAGGAGGUCAGGCUGACCUGCAGUCAGUUCCUCACAUAUCAUAAGGAGCAGUGCGUCAGAGAUAUUGUUCGCAAGAAGAGGUGUGGAGAGCGCUGCACCACACAGACAUUUCUGGGCAACGACAUGGCUCGCUGGCUGCAGAGCGUAGGAUUGGCCAGUGACCAGGGGGAGGCGCUAGCGUACGGCUCCCGUCUGCUCGAGGGCGGAGUCAUUCAGCACAUCACCCAUGAGCACAGCUUCCAGGACGAAGUCUUGCACUACCGCUUCACAUAGAGGAGACGAGAUGUUUGCAAAGGCUGGCAAACAGAUAAUGGUUGAUAAAGUGUUUUGGCCAUUGAGCACAAUUCAUCUGAAUUAUUUAUCCUCUGAUCAUAAUUGCAAUAACCAGAUGUGAAAUUAGUUGGUUAAAAUGAUGCUCUUGAACCACAUGACCUUUACCUACCUCACAUACAUGAUGGAAAAGGGACUAUGGGUACCAGCUGUGACAUUUCAUAAGUUUCUGCUGUGUAUAUUAACAAAGAGUGUUGAAUUAAAUUUGGCCCAAAGAUCUUCCUGAAUCUGCCUUUAUUUACCCUUGACAUUUGAACGUUGGACAUUGACAUUUGUAAAUUUGUCUCCUAGAUUGGACUGCCUGACAAACUCAUUUCAAAUUUUAAUAUAAAGGGAUAGUUCACCCAAAAAUGAAAAUUCUCUCAUCAUUUACUCACCCUCAUGCUAUCUCAGAUGUGCAUGAUUUUCUUUCUGCAGAACACAAACGAAGAUUUUUAGUAGAAUAUUUCAACUCUGUUGGUCCAUACAAUGCAAGUGAAUGGUGACCAGAACUUUGAAGCUCAAAAAGAUUAUUAAAACAGCAUAAAAGUAAUCUAUACGACUCCAGUGGUUUAAUCCAUGUCUUCAGAAGCGAUAUAAAGUGUGGGUGAGAAACAGAUCAAUAUUUAAGUCCUUUUUUACUACAAAUCUCCACUUUCACUUUCUUAUGUUUUUGGUGAUUCACAUUCUUCAUGCAUAUCGCCACCUACUGGGCAGGGAGGAGAAUUUAUAGUGAAAAAGGACUUAAAUAUUGAUCUGUUUCUAACCUACACCUAUCAUAUCCCUUCUGAAGAUAUGGAUUUAACCACUGGAGUCAUAUGGAUUACUUUUAUGCUGCCUUUAUAUGCUUUUUGGAGCUUUAAAGUUCUGGCCACCAUUCACUUGCAUUGAAUGGACCAACAGAGCUGAAAUAUUCUUCUAAAAAUCUUUGUGUUAAGCAGAGGAAAGAAAGUCAUAUACAUACUGGCAUGGCAUGAGGGUGAGUAAAUGAUGAGAGAAUUUUCAUUUUUGGGUGAACUAUCCUUUUAAUAAUGUAUGACUAAAACUUUUCUCAUGGUACUGCCUAUAUCAACAUUAUAGCCUUUUCUUUCAUGAAGGCUCUUAUUAAACAAGAAAUAUAACCAUAAUUUAUGAUGAGUACUUUCUUAAUCUGAAUUUAACCAAAAGCAUCAAACAGCUAAUCCAGAACCCAGUUUUAAUUCAACCAAAAGGCCAGUCAGAAAUAUUUGAAAGAAUUGAAUCAGGUUUAAUAACAAUGUGUAAUGAAAUUAUUUUGGUUUUUGCUCGUUUAAUCAUUUCAAGAGUGGGUUGUUAGUACAUUGUUUUCAUGUAUUCAGUCCUUCCAGUUUGUACAAUAAAACAUUUCUCAACCUGAA